AUGCUAGAUGCCCCGAUUGGAGACAUCCAAUUUUCUUAUAACACUGACAUCCAGCUUCAACGAGCUUCAACCAGCUCUCGAACUAUUGCAUCUAACCUUGUCACUGAUCAACGAAUGCUUGUGGAACCCAUUGACAGAUCAAAUAGAGCUCAUUUGCAAUGCGACGUCACUAACCGAGGUUCAACCCACUCAAACCUUCCCCCAGUGGCAUCCAGCCCUCUUACAAUGGCAUCCAGCCAUCUCACGUGGGCAUCCAGCCAUCUCAAAUUGGCCUCCAGCCUUCCCCCAGUGGCAUCCAGCCCUCUUACAGUGGCAUCCAGCCCUCUUACAGUGGCAUCCAGCCAUCUCACAUUGGCAUCCAGCCAUCUCACAUUGGCAUCCAGCCAUCUCACAUUGGCAUCCAGCCAUCUCACAUUGGCAUCCAGCCAUCUCACAUUGGCAUCCAGCCAUCUCACAUUGGCAUCCAGCCAUCUCACAUUGGCAUCCAGCCAUCUCACAUUGGCAUCCAGCCAUCUCACAUUGGCAUCCAGCCAUCUCACAUUGGCAUCCAGCCAUCUCACAUUGGCAUCCAGCCAUCUCACAUUGGCAUCCAGCCAUCUCACAUUGGCAUCCAGCCAUCUCACAUUGGCAUCCAGCCAUCUCACAUUGGCAUCCAGCCUUCCCUUAAUGGCAU
Perkinsus marinus ATCC 50983 is the source of this 673-nucleotide messenger RNA. RefSeq lists its product as hypothetical. The annotation marks the transcript as partial. The record is from RefSeq and is a predicted model, not a curated record. Lineage: Eukaryota; Perkinsozoa; Perkinsida; Perkinsidae. The transcript has 4 exons.